This is a messenger RNA of Brienomyrus brachyistius, 3468 nucleotides long. RefSeq names its product myeloid associated differentiation marker b (gene myadmb). NCBI's taxonomy places the organism in Eukaryota, Metazoa, Chordata, Actinopteri, Osteoglossiformes, Mormyridae. Gene Ontology annotation, cellular component: membrane. The transcript is spliced from 3 exons. The coding region runs from base 465 to 1349 and encodes 294 amino acids. The record is from RefSeq and is a predicted model, not a curated record.
GUACUUGAGACUUUGCCUUUCUCGCCCCUUUUUAAAGGCAAACCUAAGAGAAACGGAGGCAGCUGCCGAAUCGCUCCACAGCCCUUGGCCGGGAUCCGGAGAAGAAGACAUACAAGGCCAUUUUGGGAGACCUCGUGUUGAGUUCAAAUUCGCUGAAGACUUAAAGAGCUUCGCCGGAUAAAGAAUCUUCACGUGACAUUCGGCGAACCGAUACUGCAAGUCAGUGCUGGAGCAGGAAUACGGAGACGGUACCUCUGGAACUCCUCAAGUGCUUCAGCAAAGUCUGGAUCCUCCUGAACUGCAAAUCUGACCCUCUGUGGUUGUCACCUGUAUUUCCUUGGUGCCCCCGGUCGGUCAUCGAAGUCUGAUUUGUUCCUUCAGUCUCGCUGUAUCCCAGUCUGUCCUGUUGCCUAUAGCUACCUGUUGUUUUCACCUUAGCCUGCAGUCUUAGACUCCGUCGCAGCAUGCCGCUGGUCGUGGUCCGCUCGUCCCCGCUGCUGUGGGUGCGCCUGGCCGCCCUGAUCUUCUCCUGCGUGGCCUUCAGCGUGGCUGUUCAUGGCGCGGGGCUGUAUUCCAGGACGGCCGACUGGUGCAUCUUCUGCUGGAGCUUCAGCUUCGCCGGCACGCUGCUGGUGCUGCUGGUGGAGCUGUUCGGCCUGCAGACCCGUGCGCCCGUCUCCUGGAAGAACUUCCCCAUCACGUUCGCGUGCUACGCCUCGCUGCUGUGUCUCUCUGCCUCCGUCAUCUUCCCGCUCUACUUCCUGAAGGGCUACCACCGGGACAGGAAGGAGUACGACUUCCGCGUGGUGUCCACCGUCUUCUCCUGCCUGGCCACCGUGACCUACAUCAGCGAGGUCAGCAUCAGCAAGGCGCGGCCCGGCGAGGUGGCGGGCUACAUGGCCACUGCUCCCGGGCUGCUCAAGGUGUGCGAGACCUUUGUGGCCUGCGUCAUCUUCGUGUUCAUCAGCGACCCGAUCUCCUACGAUCAGCACCCAGCCCUGCAGUGGUGCCUGGCUGUCUACUGCAUCUGCUUCAUCCUGUCGGCAGCCAUUAUCGUGCUGUGCGUCGGCGAGUGCACCGGUUGCCUGCCGUUCCCCUUUGCCCGCUUCCUGUCUGCCUACGCCAUGCUUGCCGUGCUCAUGUACCUGUCCGCCACCUUAAUCUGGCCCAUCUUCAAGUUCGACAAGAACCACGGUGGCACAACGCACCGCCCGUCCCAGUGCGGCUCCCAGCCGGGAUUCUGCUCCUUCGACAAGUUGGUGGCCGUGGCUGUGCUCACCGCCCUCAACUUCAUCCUCUACCUGGCCGACCUGAUCUACUCCGCCCGCCUGGUCUUUGUCACUGUGUAGGCACAGGUGGAAGGGGGGCUCUCAGCUGUUCAGGAGGGGGCAGAUGUGCAGAGUUAGAAUGGCAGUGUACGUAGGAGAGUAUAAGCUGUUUCAAUAUGCUGGCUUUAGCUUUAAACUUCCCAGGUUCCUCAAAAUAGUUGCCUUUUGCCUUACAGACAUCACAGCAUAUAAAUCACCUUAGAUAUGUAAGCAUUUUUAAUUGAUUAUACUUUAGUUAUUUGUUAUUACUGUUAGCAAAAUGUCACUGUGUCCCUGGAAGAAAUCCUUGUUAGUGCUGUUUUAUCACAGAACUUUUUUAUAUAUUGUUUUUUAACAACCGUGGGCUAUAAAAUGUUAAAUCCUGAGUUCUCAAGAGUUGUAAUGCAUUUUAUAUUUAAAAAAAAGGUCACUCAGAAAAGGCCCUAGUCUUCUGUGAUAGUUUAAGUGUUCACAUUUACAGUAAAUACUGUAUUUACUAUAGUACAUGAACUUGACUAAUGCAUUUAUGAGGUCGUGCGAUUGCUUAUUCUCCUUAUUUGUUAAAUAACCCGUUUUUAAGCGUUUGAGAGUGAAGUUAUGAAUUUAAAUCACGUUCUUUAACAUCUGUUCAUCUUGAUGCAUGUUUGUCUUGAUCACCGCCACCCAAACAUCACAGCCCGCUACCCUGGGGCGCUGCGGAGUCCUUAGAUUAUACAAUUAUAUACGGGGUAAUGUAUAUAUAUUAGUUUUAAAACACCAAUGCUGAUCUUACUUUGUAUGAGAUAUGGUCCUGGUCAUCUUUACCGUUUCCCAUUCAAGUUUUAACCAUGCAUGGUAAACGAGGUGGACUUGCCGUGUUCUGUUUAUUAUUGUACAAUGAACCUAAAAUAGCAACAGCUAGAGGCUGUAAAGGGAGAACAGAUCACAAGACUUAAGCUACAAUUUCAGAAAUAAUUUUAUUCAAUAUAAUUCAUGCAGCGACCCAUCGGGUCGGGUCUGGGUUCAAAGGGUUCGGCCCCGCUAUCUCCCCGCAGCAAACCACCCGUUCCAAGAGUGUGUUAACACACGUUACCACACAGUAAAUCCCGCACCACACAACAUCCCUAUUAGGGCACGGCACACCAAUAGCACUGCAAUUAACAGUAAUCCCCGCACAGGCAAGCGUUACGGGACCGGAACCGCCUCUCAAGUCCCGCCCCGACCACCAGCGGCUACGCUGCUUAUUUAAAACGCCGAUUAAAAUGUAGCGCCCCCCCCCCCAAGGAUCAAAACAGGGAGCGUUCACACAGGUCCGUAAUCUAGAGCGCCACACGGAAAGGGAAUACCCCCCACCGCUCUGUCACUAUGAGGAUGCAGCUACUCACGUCUAUCGAACACCACGGACUAAGCAGUGGUCAUGCACUCCUACCCCUACUCCUCCCACACCGGAACCUGUCCCUGCAGCCCAUUAUCUGGCUUCCCCGCCGGCAGCCCUAAGCGGCGCUUAACAGAAGGUCUCCCCCCCCCCCCCCCCCGAGCUCGGCUCUCACUCCCUCUCUUAACCCCAUCCUUCACAUACCUUCUACGCCCAUCCCUCAACGCCCCACACACGCACCAUCAUUACAACUGUAACUUUGUGUGUUUUCCCAGAAGUAUGAGCACGGUCAUUUUUCGCCAUUGAAAUUCCUCACCAGCUCAGCUGUUAAUUUUUCAAAGGUUAAAAACUUUAGAGAAAUGGUUUUAUUCCCCAAUGUAUUCGGUGAAAAAAAAACCCUGUUUGCGAUUUUACUGCUUAAUUUUUAUAUGUCAGGAAAAGGUAUCAGCCGUUAGAUGUUAAGAUGUAUGUGCUGACAUUGUAUUUAAUUUUUUUUUAUGGGAUCAUGGUGGCAGCUAGCAGCGCAAAUGACUUUUCAUCCAUUUGAAGGACCCUUGAAGUAAAACCGUGUCCCAAUGAAGGAGUUGUUGGCAUUGGAAAACCUUGAACAGAGUGCUGUAAAUGUACCGGUGUUGCAAAACGAGGUGCCUAAUGAUAUUUUUAAAAGCGAUUUAAACAGAGAAACGUCGCCUCAGUUCGCUUCUGUCGAUGUUUACGGCAGUACCAAUAACCAGUGCAUUCCGUGUACUUCACGCCAGUGUUAAUGUUGCAAGUCAUUGUUAAAUAAAGGCCACACAAGGAGAAAUA